AUGGACAAUAAUCACAAUUCUUCAUCAUCUUCAUCUCCAUAUACCGAUCCCUAUCCUCCUUAUCCUCACCACGCUCAACCUAAUCCCUAUCCUCCUGGUCCAUACCCUCCUCCCAAUUCUGCUCCUGGUCCAUACCCUCCCCCUCCAUAUUACAAUCCCUAUUACAAUACUGCACAGCCUGGUGGUCCUCCUCCUCAGCUUCCAUAUCAAUAUCCACCACCUCCUCCGGCACAUUCUGGCGCCAUGGAUUAUCGCUAUCCUCCUUAUCCCUAUCCCGGAUAUCCUAUUCCUCCCAAUGCCAAUGCAGCUCCUCCACCAACCCACCACCCCCAAUACAACCACCACCGGUCACAUUCGUCCGAUUGGGAUCCCUCUGCCCCGCCCCUGGACCAGGCCAGACCACCUGCAGCUCGACCGGCCUUAACCCACUCGAAUUCGGUUGAUAGUGCUCCCUACAAUAGGAAUAUUAUGCAACUUGUCCCAGUUUCAAAUUCUAAAGACUCUUCCAAGGCAUUGUUGUUACAUGGGAAUUUAGAUAUUUGGGUGCAUGAGGCCAAAAAUCUUCCUAACAUGGACAAAUUGACCAAAACAUUUGAGGACAUGUUUGGGGGGUUGGGAAGUAAAAUUGAAGGGCAGGACAAGAACACUAGUGAUCCGUAUGUGUCGAUUUCGGUAACGGGUGCUGUGAUAGGGAGGACUUAUGUGAUCAUGGAUAACGAAAACCCUGUUUGGAUGCAGCAUUUCUCUGUCCCUAUUGCACACCAGGCUUCUGAAGUGCAAUUCCUUGUUAAGGACCAUGAUGUUGUGGGGUCUGAGCUUAUAGGGACCGUGUCAAUACCGGUGGACCGGAUCUAUUCUGGGGCUUCAGUUGAGGGUUUUUUCCCAAUCCUGAAUAGUGGUGGCAAGCCCUGCAAGGCUGGAGCUGUAUUGAGUCUUUCAAUCAUGUAUACACCAAUUGAGAAAUUGAGCUCAUACCAUCAUGGAGUCGGGGCUGGUCCGGAUUAUCAUGGGGUUCCCGGAACCUAUUUCCCUCUUAGGAAAGGUGGGGUUGUGACCCUUUAUCAGGAUGCUCAUGUUCCCGAGGGAGGGCUCCCCAGGGUGGAGCUCGAUGGGAAGAACUACGUGAAUGGAAAGUGUUGGCAUGACAUCUUUGAUGCAAUACACAAAGCGCAGCGUUUGAUUUAUAUUACUGGAUGGUCAGUGUGGCACAAAGUUAAGUUGGUGAGGGAUGCUGGCUUUAAAGGAGAUUCAGCACUCGGGGAUCUUCUCAAGUCCAAGUCACAGGAAGGAGUGAGAGUGUUGCUUCUUGUUUGGGAUGACCCUACUUCAAGGAGCAUUUUGGGCUACAAAACUGACGGAAUCAUGGCAACCCAUGAUGAAGAAACUCGCCGUUUCUUCAAGCACUCUUCAGUUCGAGUACUACUCUGUCCCCGCGUGGCUGGAAAAAAACACAGUUGGUAUAAGCAGAGGGAAACUGGAACAAUUUAUACACACCAUCAGAAAACUGUGAUCGUGGAUGCUGAUGCUGGCAAUAAUAGAAGAAAAAUAGUUGCUUUUGUUGGAGGACUUGAUUUAUGCGAUGGGCGAUAUGACACUAACGAUCAUCAUAUUUUUAGGACACUACAAACUGUGCAUUCAGAUGACUAUCAUAAUCCUACUUACACGGGGAAUACUGCUGGGUGUCCAAGAGAACCAUGGCAUGACUUGCACAGCAAAAUUGAUGGUCCAGCUGCAUAUGAUGUCCUGAACAACUUUGAGGAGCGCUGGUUAAAGGCUUCCAAACCUCAGGGCAUGAAAAAACUGAAAAGGGAAUAUGAUGAUGCUUUGAUCAAAAUAGAUAGGUUAAAAGAAAUGAAUGGGGUGUCUGAUACUCCUUGCCUCGGUGAGAAUGAUCCUGAGAGUUGGCAUGUUCAGAUAUUUCGUUCAAUUGAUUCGAAUUCUGUUAAAGGCUUUCCUAAGGAUCCAAAAGAAGCGAUCAGCAAGAAUCUGGUAUGCGGAAAGAAUGUACUUAUUGACAUGAGCAUACAUACAGCAUAUGUAAAGGCCAUUCGUGGUGCCCAGCAUUACAUUUAUAUUGAAAACCAGUACUUCAUCGGGUCCUCAUACAAUUGGGGUCAAUACAAAGACUUGGGAGCUGAUAAUUUGAUUCCGAUGGAAAUUGCCCUUAAAAUUGCCAAUAAAAUUAGAGCACACGAGAGGUUUGCAGUAUAUAUUAUUAUCCCAAUGUGGCCGGAGGGCACUCCAACAGGUGCUGCUACACAAAGAAUUUUAUUCUGGCAGAACAAAACAAUGCAAAUGAUGUAUGAGAUGAUUCACAAGGCCUUGGUGGAGGUGGGGCUUGAGGAUGCGUUCACGCCACAAGAUUAUUUGAAUUUCUUCUGUCUUGGCAACCGUGAGGCCAUGGGCAAUGACACUUCAGUUGGUGACACUAAUGCAAACACUCCUGAGGCACUGAGUCGAAAAAACCGGAGAUUCAUGAUUUAUGUUCAUUCAAAAGGCAUGAUAGUGGAUGAUGAAUUUGUAAUUUUGGGGUCUGCAAACAUCAAUCAGCGUUCUAUGGAGGGAACAAGAGACACAGAGAUUGCAAUGGGAGCUUACCAGCCUCAUUAUACGUGGGCCAGCAAACAAUCUAAUCCCUGUGGACAGAUCUAUGGAUAUAGAAUGUCUCUGUGGGCAGAGCAUACUGGAGUUCUCGAUGAAUGCUAUAAACAACCAGAGUCCUUAGAAUGUGUGAGACGAGUUAGAUCAAUGGGCGAGGUGAAUUGGAUGCAGUUUGCAGACGACGAGAUAACAGAAAUGAGAGGACACCUCCUGAAGUACCCAGUUGACGUUGAUCGGAAGGGAAAGGUGAAGCCCCUUGCCGGAUAUGAAACUUUCCCGGACGUGGGAGGAAACAUAGUGGGAUCAUUUCUCGGAAUUCAGGAGAAUCUAACUAUCUGAUAGCGUGCCCAGAAGCUUUGCUGCAAAGGAAAUGGAAUACAAAAAAUCAAAAGCAGAAGUGCAGUUUUAAAUUCUGUUGAUACAACUAUAUUAUAUGCCAACAAUAAGGUAUAGCAUAAUUUUUUUUUUUCAAAACAUAGUGUCACUGGCCUCAGAUUUUUAGGAUGUUUCAUUCAUUAUUGUUUAUAUACCAUCAUAUAAAGUAGCCAGCCUAAUUUGUGUGUAGUUUGAAGUGUAAGUGCCUCAAGGAUGGAAAUGUUUGUAAUAAAAGAAGUU
Cornus florida is the source of this 3216-nucleotide messenger RNA. RefSeq names its product phospholipase D beta 1-like. The record is from RefSeq and is a predicted model, not a curated record. Lineage: Eukaryota; Viridiplantae; Streptophyta; Magnoliopsida; Cornales; Cornaceae. Gene Ontology annotation, cellular component: plasma membrane. Gene Ontology annotation, biological process: phospholipid catabolic process. Gene Ontology annotation, molecular function: D-type glycerophospholipase activity. The transcript is spliced from 10 exons. Bases 1 to 2940 code for a protein of 979 amino acids.